This is a messenger RNA of Tupaia belangeri chinensis (Chinese tree shrew), 2347 nucleotides long. RefSeq names its product coiled-coil domain containing 6 (gene CCDC6). The record is from RefSeq and is a predicted model, not a curated record. Lineage: Eukaryota; Metazoa; Chordata; Mammalia; Scandentia; Tupaiidae.
CGGGGGAGGUAGCGCCGGUGGGAAGUCGGGGGGCAUUGUCAUCUCGCCGUUCCGCCUGGAGGAGCUCACCAACCGCCUGGCUUCGCUGCAGCAGGAGAACAAGGUGCUGAAGAUCGAGCUGGAGACCUACAAACUCAAGUGCAAGGCGCUGCAGGAGGAGAACCGCGACCUGCGCAAAGCCAGCGUGACCAUCCAAGCCAGGGCUGAGCAGGAAGAAGAAUUCAUCAGCAACACUUUAUUCAAGAAAAUUCAGGCUUUGCAGAAGGAGAAAGAAACCCUCGCUGUAAAUUACGAGAAGGAAGAAGAGUUUCUCACUAAUGAGCUCUCCAGAAAAUUGAUGCAGCUGCAGCAUGAGAAGGCUGAACUAGAACAACACCUUGAACAGGAGCAGGAAUUUCAGGUCAACAAACUAAUGAAGAAAAUUAAAAAGCUGGAGAAUGAUACCAUUUCCAAGCAACUUACAUUAGAACAGUUGAGACGAGAGAAGAUUGACCUUGAAAAUACUUUGGAACAAGAACAAGAAGCACUAGUUAACCGUCUCUGGAAAAGGAUGGAUAAACUUGAAGCUGAAAAGCGAAUCCUGCAGGAGAAAUUAGACCAGCCUGUCUCUGCUCCACCAUCACCUAGAGAUAUCUCCAUGGAGAUUGAUUCUCCAGAGAACAUGAUGCGCCACAUUCGGUUCUUAAAGAAUGAAGUGGAGAGGCUGAAGAAGCAACUGCGGGCCGCCCAGUUACAGCAUUCAGAGAAAAUGGCACAGUAUCUGGAGGAGGAACGUCACAUGCGGGAAGAGAACUUGAGGCUGCAGAGGAAGCUGCAGAGGGAAAUGGAGAGAAGAGAAGCCCUCUGUCGGCAGCUCUCCGAGAGCGAGUCCAGCUUAGAAAUGGAUGAUGAGAGGUAUUUUAAUGAGAUGUCUGCUCAAGGAUUAAGACCUCGCACUGUGUCCAGCCCGAUUCCUUACACACCUUCUCCAAGUUCAAGCAGGCCUAUUUCACCUGGUCUAUCAUAUGCAAGUCACACAGUUGGUUUCACGCCGCCGACUUCACUGACUAGAGCCGGAAUGUCUUAUUACAAUUCCCCGGGUCUCCACGUGCAGCAUAUGGGAACGUCCCAUGGUAUCACAAGGCCUUCACCACGGAGAAGCAACAGUCCUGACAAAUUCAAACGGCCCACACCGCCACCGUCUCCAAACACACAGACCCCAGUCCAGCCACCUCCACCUCCACCUCCGCCACCCAUGCAACCCGCGGUCCCCUCAGCAGCCACCUCGCAACCUGCCCCUUUGCAACAUUCGGUGCACCCCUCCCCCCAGCCUUAAUGCAUGUGCUUAGUCUGAAGUUCAAGUUGGGACUCGUCCAACGGACCCGUCUACUCAACGCCAAAGGCUUCUUCCCUGGCAUAUUUGGAUCGGACUUAUUUGCACUGAGGUUAUCUAGGCUUCACUAUUCAUUGUGUUGUAAGUGUUGGUCGGAAACGCAGCCAGUGUUGUGGGUCUACAACACUAACCAGACGACUUCUCCCAUCAGUGUUUUACUUGAAUCUACGUGUACGUCCAUCCCCAGGCUGGAACAUUUGCUAUUUGGUAUUUGGUAAUUCAGCAGCAGUGUGCAAUUUUUGCUUGGCCCCAGAGCUUCAUUUUCCUGGCUUUUAGGUUUGUAAAAUAAAAAGGGAUCUCUUUUUUAUAUAUUUUUUUUUCAUGAAUUUGCCGAAAAUGACCAAGCUGUUUUUGGUCUCUGUCUCUCAUUAUAAUGGUGUUUACUAAACACACAAACAACUCAGCACUACAAUUCAGACCAUUGGAACUCUAGCUUUCAGAGUAGAGUGGAAAGUUAGAUAAAUCAAUGCCCAGUACAUAAAUAUUGUUUAAUAAGAGCUUUCUACAGGUACACUUUCUACAGGUUAUUUUCCAUGUAAGUUGACAUCCUUGUCUCUUGUAAUACAGAUGGUCCAAGGUAAUGAAUCACAUGGUUGUACUUCUCGACGUACAUGGGAUGGAUACUUAUUGUAAAUUAAGGUGUGUUCUUUUCCUUUAUCUUUAAUGUUAACCUACCGAAACUGGCCCCCUCUAACAUGAGUCGAUAAAUGUUGUCCUACCCACCAGUGAUUUCGAUGGCUAAUUAGAAUGUGCUUAUUUGAUUUCUGCUGCAGAAGGCAAUGUGAUUGUAACAAAAACAGAGUGAUUUUCCCUUCCAUUUUUUUUUUUUGUGUGUGUGUGUCCUCCUGAAAUAAGAGUUUGAACAAAUAUUCUAAAGGUGCAAAAAUACUCGUAGAGGAUACUAUUUGAAGUGGACAUUUUAGGAGUAUCAUGGUGUGACGGCCACAAAAUACUGUAUUGCCUGACAGAAGAAGA